Beta vulgaris subsp. vulgaris (sugar beet) is the source of this 1311-nucleotide messenger RNA. Its product is annotated as mitochondrial acidic protein MAM33. The transcript has 3 exons. Gene Ontology annotation, cellular component: mitochondrial matrix. The record is from RefSeq and is a predicted model, not a curated record. Lineage: Eukaryota; Viridiplantae; Streptophyta; Magnoliopsida; Caryophyllales; Amaranthaceae. Bases 191 to 922 code for a protein of 243 amino acids.
AGAUACAAGCCAUUAGACAAGCCACUUUCUCCCCCAUCUCUCUCCUCCAAACUCAAAAAACCUACAAAACUCUUGCUGCUCCCUCCGUCGGAAUUCGGUCACCCACCACAGGCCCGACCCUGGCAAGAGCUAAUAUCUGUUUAAAACAUAAAAAGGUGGUAAAAUUUGAGCAGAAGCAGUAGCACAUCAAAUGUUGAGGAAAACAAUAGCAGCCAUCGCCGGCGGUUGCGCACACCAGCCAUGGUCCAGGAUAUCUCAGCGCCAUUCUUCCGUCGUAUCCUCCGCCGUCAACUCCAUGUUACUCCGCUCUCUCAAAGAACACUACCUUGAAGUUUCCAAGAUGGCCCCACCUCCGAAGGUGAAUCCACCUGCGGAGUUCACAAUUGUUAAGGGAGCAUUAGAUUCUAAUGGUCCAGUUUUGACAAGGUGUUAUAAAAACGAGGAAAUUAGCAUUUCUGUUAUGCGUUUAGCGAAUAUUGUUUCGGAUGAGGGUGAUAAUGAUAAUGAUGAUGGUGGUAUUAAUCAGUUGUUUGUUCAUAUUGAUGUAUCAAAGCCUGGGAUGGAUGAUUCUAUGCAUUUUCUUUGUGGGUUGUAUCCGGAUGCCUUGGGGAUUCACUCGGUUGCUCUUAGACCUAAGUCCUCUACGGACGGGUUUGUCAUCGUUCCCAACAAAUAUACCGGCCCUCUUUUUGAAGUUCUUGAUGAAACUACAAGAGAUGCCUUUCACAAUUAUAUUGAGGAACGUGGCAUAAACGAUAGCCUUUUUCCCUUCCUUCAAGCAUGGCUUUAUGUAAAGGAUCAUCGGAAUCUCAUGCGCUGGUUUCAAUCAGUUGGCAAGUUUGUUAAUGGACGUGAGAUUGCCAAAGCAACAGAUGCGGCAGUUGCUGGUUCUAGUGAAUCCAAGGUAGCUAAAGGUGCUUGAUAGUCGUAGCAACAUUUAGGGUUUUGUAUUUGAUAUCAAUUUGAGGAACAUGUACCUGUUUUAGCUUAGUUUACCAGUUUCUAAUGCAUUGUUUGGUUGAAGGUUUAGAGUAAAGGAACUAGUCAUCACACAUGUCACGCGUUGGAUGGGUCAAGCUUGAGUGUGUGGCGUGUUGCAGUUAUUGUAUGUUUUACCAAGCUAAGCUUGGCCUAGUGGUAAGGAAAGAAUUUACCAACCUCAAGGUUGGGUGUUCAAUCCUACUAGGGGCAGUGGGGCACUUUUGUAGAAGGUUUUCCCUUACCUUUCCCCUCAAUCUCAAAGUGUCUGCUUGCAAAUUCAGCUCAGAUUAACUUGCUAGAUGUGCCAAUUUAGUAGGGUCCUUCAUCUUA